Molecule: messenger RNA, 1386 nt
Organism: Miscanthus lutarioriparius
Lineage: Eukaryota; Viridiplantae; Streptophyta; Magnoliopsida; Poales; Poaceae
Source: the annotation of a GenBank genome assembly
AUGUCGGCUUCACCUGUUCACCUGCAGCUCCGGGCCUCCACCACGGCCGCUGACGACGUCCGUACCAGGACUCUCGGCCCCUGCCAACGCUGCAGAUGUUCUCCAUCUCAUCCCUCGUUGCCUUCUGUUGGAGAUCCAAUCCGCGCCGGCUCCACUCCCUCCCGUACGGCGCCUCCUCCGCUCCUACCCGCACGGCGCUCUCCCACUCCCACGCCCACGCUCCACCGACCCGAAGACGUGCGCGUAAUAGUCGAAUUCUCCUCUCGGCUUGCUCGCGCAGUGUCGGAGGGCGUUCAAGAGCGUGAGAGUGGAGAAGCUAAAGGCUACAAUGCUUUGCAAUUUGAAGUCCAAAUGGACUCAAGACAGAUCCUUGAUGAGAUUGGUGGUUGUUCAUUGCUUGAAACUCUUUCAGUUAUUCGUUGGCUUGUUGAUGCCAGGAUCUCAGAAUGUUGUUUCAUGGACUGCUAUGAUCAAUGGUUCUCUUUUUUUGCAUUAUUUGAUACUUCAUGGUUCAUGGCAGAUUUUUUUAAUCGCGUCCACGCCACCGCGGUCUCCGACAAGCCCAAGCUCAACAAGUACAGCGCGCGCAUCACGGAGCCCAAGUCGCAGGGCGCCUCGCAGGCCGUGCUCUGUGAGGUCGGCCUCACCGACGUGGACCUCCGCAAGCUGCAGGGCGGCGUCUCCUUGGUGUGGUAUGAGGGGAACACCUGUAACAUGCACCUGCUCCACCUCGCCGAGACCGUCCACGAUGGCGUGCGCGAGGCCGGCAUGGUCGGCUUCCGAUUCAACACCGACGGUGUCAGCGACGCCAUCUCCAUGGGCACCCGGGGCAUGUGCUACAGCCUCCAGUCCCACGACCUCGUCGCCGACAGCAUCGAGACCGUCAUGGGCGCGCAACACUACGACGCCAACAUCUCCAUACCUGGGUGCGACAAAAACGCUUUGUUUCUAGCAAGGCCCUACUUCAUGGUGUGGAGGUCGCAAAGGAUGCUGGGUUUGAGCUACCGCCACCAGCCGAACUUGGGUGAAUCUGCACUUGAGACUGAGCCAGUCAUUGGGCAGGUUUUCGUUACCAAGAGUUCAAGAUCAGAGGCUGAGUUUGAGCAACAGCUAUAUAUCCUUAGGAGACCCUCAAACAUCUCCGUUCGAGCUGCUCUGAACUUAAGCGUGGAGGACAACCCAAACUCACAGUCAACCAGAGUUGGCGCCCAUCCGAUUCUUCCAUUUUCUUUGCAGGAAACUCAAGGAUUGACAAGUCAUGGAAAUGCCACAAGGUUUCAAAGGAAUCAACCAAGAGUUCAAGGAAACCAAACAAAUAUGGAUGCUUGUUUUCAGCAAGAAGGUAUAGAAAUUUUCAUUUGCAACGAGAAGCCACUGCCAAAGUGA